UUGGUGUACAACUUCCAAUUGAUGCGCCGACUUGGGCCCAACCCAUCCUCGACCCCAUUUAAGCAACUAUUUCGCGUUCCUCUUCUUGCUUCCUUAGUUAAUAUACAUAUUUAUUGUUUUCUCCUCUCAUGGUUCAAUCACCCGUCCACAAAGCUGUAGUCAAGAACGUACUUUCAGGUGAUACUGUCAUUCUACGCGGCAACCCACGUCCGAACGGACCACCACCCGAACGGUUGCUUGCUCUUUCGAACGUUCAAGCACCGAGAUUAGGCAACAAGGACAGAGAUGAUGAGCCAUUUGCUUUUGGCGCUCGAGAAUUUUUACGUAAGCUAUUAGUUGGCAAGGAAGUCUCGUUUGUCCCUGAAUACACCGUGACGACCACAACGCCUACUCGCGAAUAUGGAUUCAUCAUGACUGCCAAUGGCGAAAAGGUGGCCGAAUUGGGUGUCAAAGCGGGAUGGCUCAAGGUCAGAGACGGCAAGGCACAUGGUGAUCUUGAGGAACACGAGGCUACGUUAGACCAUUUGCAUGAUUUAGAAGACGAGGCGCGGGAAGCGAAACGUGGCAUGUGGGAUUCGGACGCAUCGGGUCUCCGCGACGUGUCUUUUACUUUUGACGGUGAUACACGCGCAUUUUUGAACAAGUACAAGGGACAGCCUUUGGAGGCCACGAUCGAACAGAUUCGUGACGCAUCCACAUAUCGUGUUUUGUUGACCUUGCCUGACAAAUCACAACAAUACAUCACAUUGCUUCUGACUGGUAUCAAGGCACCCGGAUGCAAGCGUGACAAUGUCCCUGAAAGCGUGUCAGAGCCCUUUGGUGAAGAAGGAAAAUUCUUUGUCGAGACUCGAUUACUGCAACGCGGCGUAAAGGUGUUGUUGGAAGGCACAAAUGGACAGACCUUUGUUGGUUCCAUCAAGCAUCCUGCAGGCAACAUUGCCGAGUUGUUGCUGGCCAAUGGUUAUGCCAAAUGCGUCGAUUGGAGUAUCACCUUGGUGACCGGUGGCCCUGUGGCACUGCGCACCGCUGAAAAGCUGGCCAAGGAGAAGAAGCUUCGUGUGUGGCGCGAUUUCGUAGCUAAGGAAAAGACCAAUGAUUCUGAAUUUGAAGCACAGGUCCUCAAAAUCGUUACUGGUGACACCAUCCUUGUCAAGACCAAGUCAGGUGUUGAGCGCAAGCUGCAGUUGGCUAGCGUUAAGCAAGCACCCCGAGGUGUCGGAAGCACCGCUCCUGGUGGCAGCAACAAAUCAAGAGACGUCAAGGAAGUUGGUUACCAAUUCGAAGCAAGAGAAUUCUUGAGAAAGAAAUUGGUUGGAAAAACUGCACAUAUCAGUGUUGAUUAUCACAAGCCGGCACAGGAUGGAUUUGAAGCAAAGGAUUGUGCGACUGUUAAAGUGGGCCAUGUUAAUGUUGCCGAGCAACUAGUUGAGCGCGGUUUGGCUACUGUGAUCCGUCACCGUAAGGAUGAUGAUAACCGGUCUCAAUUCUAUGACCAGCUUUUGUUGGCCGAAUCAAAGGCACAAGAAGGUCAAAAGGGUGUCCACAGCACCAAGGAACAGCCUGUCGUGCGUAUAGUGGACGCUUCCGAGAAUGCUUCCAAGUCUCGUCAAUUCCUUACUUUCCUCAAGCGUAGCAGCAAACAACACGCAGUGGUCGACCACGUUGCAAACGGCUCGCGUCUUUUCUUGUGGAUUCCCAAAGAAAACUGCCGACUUACCUUUGUACUUGCUGGCAUCCGUGCACCGAGAGUCGGCCGCACAUCUAACGAGCGAUCUGAUCCCUAUGGUCCUGAAGCACUUGCCUUUGUGGUCGAAAAGUGUCUGCAGCGCGACGUUGACAUCCAAGUUGAAAACGUUGACAAGACCGGCUCAUUUAUCGGAAGUCUUUUCAUCAACGGCGAAAACUUGGCUGUGCUCUUGUUACAAGAAGGUCUUGCCAACAUUCACGAAUAUUCCGCCAACGAAUCCCAAUAUACCAACCAGCUGUAUACCGCUGAACGCAAUGCACAAGCAUCCAGAAAGGGAUUAUGGAAGGAUUAUGAUGAAGAAAAGGAACAGCAGGAGGCUGCUGCGGCUGCAGCAGCGGCAAAGUCUGAAGAUGUGGUUGUUGAACAGAAGCGACAGUAUAUUGAUCUGGUGGUAUCAGAAUAUUUGAGUGGUCAUCGGAUCUAUAUCCAGGUCGUUAACGAGGAUGUGCGGAAACUGGAAGCUCUGAUGAGCGAAUUGUCACAGUAUCAUGUCAGUCGAGGCGGCAUGGAUGGACCCCACAAACCACGUGUGGGCGAUAUCGUGAGUGCCAAAUUCACUGAAGAUGACAGCUGGUACAGAGCCAAGGUCCGCCGGGUUGCAGGCGAUUCCAUAGAUGUAUUAUAUAUUGACUAUGGCAACUCCGAAAUUAUAUCCACUUCUCGCAUUCGCGUUUUGCCAGACAAGUUCAAGACCUUAAAACCUCAAGCACAGGAAGCCGUUCUCUCAUUUGUCAAAGGACCUGAGCGAAAUGAAGACUAUGGUGAUGAAUCUAUGGAACGACUGAAGGAGCUGACUGGCGGCAAACAACUCGUUGGUAUAAUUGAUGCACGCGACAAUGGCGUAUUGUGCUUGACAUUAUAUGAUCCAUCCAAUUCUAGCAGUGCUGAGGCCAGCUUGAACUUGGAAAUGGUGCGUGAUGGUCAGUUGUUGGUCAAUUCCAAGGUACGCUAUGCUGCUGGCCACCAAGCUACUAUCAAAACCUUGCAAGAGGCUCAGGAGUCGGCUAGACGUGAACGACUUGGACUUUUUGAAUACGGCGAUCCUAGCGUCGAGGAUGCUCCUUUCUAAAACAAACAAAAAGAAAAUCAAUCCAUGCUAACCCCCACAUUAUAUGUCAUCUAUUAUUUGUGUAUUUCAUUGUAAAAAACAAAAGAAAACUUCUAGUGUACGCCAUAGCAUGGUAAAAAAAAAAGUCAA
This is a messenger RNA of Zychaea mexicana, 2945 nucleotides long. RefSeq lists its product as uncharacterized. Lineage: Eukaryota; Fungi; Mucoromycota; Mucoromycetes; Mucorales; Lichtheimiaceae. Bases 129 to 2816 code for a protein of 895 amino acids. Gene Ontology annotation, molecular function: RNA binding; nuclease activity. The transcript has 12 exons. Gene Ontology annotation, biological process: regulatory ncRNA-mediated gene silencing; mRNA catabolic process. Gene Ontology annotation, cellular component: cytosol; RISC complex; nucleus. The record is from RefSeq and is a predicted model, not a curated record.